This is a messenger RNA of Marasmius oreades (fairy-ring Marasmius), 1329 nucleotides long. RefSeq lists its product as uncharacterized. Gene Ontology annotation, biological process: retrograde transport, endosome to Golgi. The record is from RefSeq and is a predicted model, not a curated record. Gene Ontology annotation, cellular component: late endosome; cytoplasm. The transcript is spliced from 3 exons. Bases 1 to 1329 code for a protein of 442 amino acids. Lineage: Eukaryota; Fungi; Basidiomycota; Agaricomycetes; Agaricales; Marasmiaceae. Gene Ontology annotation, molecular function: oxidoreductase activity.
AUGGAUCUUCGACUGAUUCACUACGUCCACAGCGCAAUGGCGAGCACUUCUAAAAAUAUUGUGAUAAUUGGAGGAGGGAUUAUUGGGUGUACAACCGCAUACUAUCUCUCUCGACAUGCAUCCUUCUCCUCUUCCACCACGAUCAAAGUAAUCGAGGCGUCGAUUCAUGGCGUCGCUCAAGGAGCUUCCGGUAAAGCGGGCGGACUAGUAGCACGGUGGGCUUAUCCUUCCGGGCUUGUCAACGUUUCAUUCCCAGAGCACGUAAAGCUCGCUAACGAGCACAACGGCAAAGAAAGGUGGGGUUUUAGGUUUGUACAAGCCGGGAGUUGGGAGGGAAGUGGCGCUUUACCGAAUGGCAAGGGUAGGAAGAGAGACGAGAUGAGUUUGGAGAAAACAUUAGGCCUGGAAGAAGGCAUCAGACGCUCUGCAGCAGGCGAUUCAAGGACGAGAAGAUCUAUCGGCCUUCCAGAGGAUCUACUUUGGGUGGAAGAACACCUCACAGACGGGUACUCAUCAAUGGCCCCCGAAGGACACACUGCCCAGGUCCACCCCUAUCUUUUCACUACCAGCAUGAUGGAAUUAGCGAGGGAGAAGGGGGCGGAGCUUGUACAAGGCCGUGUCAUUUCUAUACUUCGGGAGAACGGGGAAGUCACUGGUGUGGUUUGCGCGAAACACAAUUCGAAGGACAAGGAAACGAUUCCUGCGACCGACAUCAUCCUCACUGCAGGAGCGUGGUCGCCAUCUCUCGUUCCUUCGUUGCCUGUGGAGGGUCUACGCGCACAUAGCAUAACCAUCCAUACAGAUCCCUCCGUGACAAUCUCUCCAUAUGUGUUAUUCACGUCUAUCCAGCUGCCGACGGGGAUAGUCACUCCCGAGAUUUAUGCACGUCCUGGUCACGAACUAUACGCUUGCAGCGGGGCGGACGAUUGCCCACUUCCGGAGACAGUGGACGAUGUGCAGGUGGAUUUGUCUGCUUGUGAAGCACUUCAUGAGACAGUUGGUAGCAUCUCAUCGGAGCUCCGGAAUGGUAAAGUUGACAAGAGGCAAGCAUGUUUUUUACCUGUCGUGCCUUCUGGAGGUGGUCCGAUUGUAGGGGCAGCUUCAAAGGUUGCGGAGGGGCUAUACAUCGCUGCUGGACACACCUGCUGGGGAAUAUGUAAUGCACCUGGAACGGGGAAAGUUCUUGCGGAGCUGGUAAUGGAAGGAAAACUUCCACGUGCUUCCGUUUCAUCUGGGGGUGUCAAACGGGGCGAACUAUCAUUCCAUGCUCAUGCAGCGACUACGUGCGCCAUCCAUCUGCCUUGCUCAGAAAUACUAUUGAACACUUAA